GUAAAGCGGUUUUACGUCAAUUCUGGGAGUAAGAAGAGUUAAAGGAAAAUGUGUAAGGGAGUAAAUAAUGUGAAUUGGGAAACCGAGACCCUGAUGGGUUCUACGACGCCCGUAUCUAAUUGGGAGCGUUUUAUCCCAAGAGCAGCUCUAUCUCAUAUUGGGCUAUUCGUUGCUCUUAUGUUAUAUACAGCUGGAGGUGGAUUGGUCUUUCGAGCGCUUGAAUAUCCAGCCGAAUUGGCGAAGCAAGAAAUUCUUAGAGAUCGUCUCUUAACGGAAAGAUGGAAUCUAAUUAGAGUAGUAGCCGAUUACAAUAUGAAUGGGACUGAAGUCAUAAGCUUAGAAAAAGUUUUAAGUGACCAACUCGCCGUGUACGAGAAAGUACUAGAGGACGCAUCUGGCAGUGGUAUUGCUUUGGAAAUAGAAAGAAAUUUUCCUCCACUUGAAGAAAAAUGGAGUAUAUUACAAGCUGUGUUCUUUUCAUCAACUGUACUCACCACAAUAGGAUACGGUAAUAUUGUACCAGAAACAUUCUGGGGAAGACUAUUCUGCAUUGCAUACGCACUCAUUGGAAUUCCACUAACGCUCACAGUGAUCGCUGAUCUCGGAAGAGUAUUUGCAACAGUUGUGUCUAUUGUAGCCAAACACUUGCCUACAAUGCCGAAAUGGUGUAAUCGACUGUCAGAAACAAAUCCGGCGGGUCAAAGAUCUUUGUACGCGUUUUGGGCCGUGUGCUUCCUAUUCGUAUAUUUAUCAGCUGGAGCGGGACUCUUUAAAAUGUGGGAAGAUGAUUGGACAUUCUAUGAUGGAUUUUAUUUUUGUUUCAUUACAAUGACUACCAUUGGAUUCGGUGAUCUAGUUCCAAAAAGACCGAAGUAUAUGUUGUUAUGUACCCUAUACAUUUUGAUAGGGUUGGCACUUACAUCUACAAUUAUCGAGUUAGUUAGAAGGCAAUACGCUAGGUCUUGGCAACAACUACGAGCUCUCUCAGGACCCUUGGCAGACACAUUAAGAAGACUUGGCGACGCCGGGCGAGGAGUCGACGUGUCUGCGUUCCAUAACGAUCUCAGAAAGGUCUUAACUGUCGUCACCAUGCCCAGAUUUAGCGGACGUGACGCCCUCGGUGAGAAACGUCAACUGGAGUGGGAAGCGGCCGUCGAGGCUGUAAUUAGAGACAUCACAAGCCCCGUGACCAGUCAACCAAAACCACCUAUAGUCCAAAUUGUAAUAUACGAAUCAUCAGUGUAAUGUUUAGGCCUAUUGUAGAAAUACUUCUAUACAAUUUAAUUUUUCACCUUAAGAAGCUUCAAUUACAAUUUAAAAAAAAAUCGAUAAUGUUCAAUCGCCUCAAAUUUGGCGAUGAUGCAUCGCUAUCUCUGAUGUAAUAGUUAUAAAUUAACUACUUACAAAGCACGGAAACUGCGCCGUAAAUAUGUUUCAUAGCUUUUUUACAAUGAAGCACACACACGAAUACAACGUUUGUUACUCACUGUCAAAACUCAU
Messenger RNA from Vanessa atalanta (red admiral), 1500 nucleotides. RefSeq names its product TWiK family of potassium channels protein 7. Gene Ontology annotation, biological process: stabilization of membrane potential; potassium ion transmembrane transport. The coding region runs from base 49 to 1245 and encodes 398 amino acids. Gene Ontology annotation, cellular component: membrane. The record is from RefSeq and is a predicted model, not a curated record. Gene Ontology annotation, molecular function: potassium ion leak channel activity. Lineage: Eukaryota; Metazoa; Arthropoda; Insecta; Lepidoptera; Nymphalidae. The transcript is spliced from 7 exons.